This is a messenger RNA of Cherax quadricarinatus, 2312 nucleotides long. Lineage: Eukaryota; Metazoa; Arthropoda; Malacostraca; Decapoda; Parastacidae. The record is from RefSeq and is a predicted model, not a curated record.
GACUUUAUGAUACAUAUGCUAAUACUGUACAUAUCAUUAUUAUAUACAUUAUUAAUCUAUAUAUGGGUUGUGCACACACCACUUAAAUUAAUUCAGUACUGUACAUUUACUUGUUUUUAUCAUCAAUUUAAUUUUAUAAUUUUGAUUUUCUUGCAACAGUUAUCAAUCUUGGAGUAUCGCAAGAGGAAAAGCGUGAGCAGUGAAAAUGAGAGUAGAGUGUUGUUGAGUGGACCAUCAGAUUCAUCGCCUCCCCCUUCAUCGCUCUUGUGUUCCACAGUAUUGUCUGCUUCUUGUGCAGACACUUGUGUCUCCUCCAACCUUUCCUCUGCUUCUAACACAUCCACACCAGAACCUUCCCUCUCUCCCACGUAUUUGUCUCCUCCACAAAAGACGGAUCGAAGUGAAGCUUCGGAAUCUUCUCCAGAUCUUGUUCUUUCUCCUGUUCGACCACUUUUACUUGCACCGCUGUCUAUUAUCCUUGAUGGCAAGUCUACCAAAGAUGAAGUUAAAAGAGAUGUGGAGAGUAAGUGUAGCAGUGAAGGAGGUAGCAUGAGUGAGAGCAACACAUACAGCAUGAAGGGCAGUAGUAGUAAUGGUAGCAGCAGUAGCACUAUAACCACUAUUGCUGUUGCCCUCAAUGUCUUCACUACAACUACCAGCACAGGUGUCACCAUUGCUGCUGCAACCACUACACCUACACCAUUCACCACUAUCACUGCUGGUAAUGUUGCCUCUCAGGAUGUCAAGUGGAAUGCAGCACCUACUCUUCUAGAGCGCCAGAGAGAAAAUUUAACGGCCAGAUUACGGCGUGAAUUUGGGCUGUGUAUAUCUGACGACGACGAAGACAAAUCAGGGUUGCGGCUGGGGUGUGCAGGUAUGAUAGGACGUCCGUCACCUCCCCUGCUUCCCUCUCCCGCCCCUUUGGUAUCUUCCUUCUCCUCCCCCUUGUCUCCGCGCAUCCGUAAACCUUCAGGGCUUCAGGCUGGGCCAGAUGGAGAGGAUCGUGAUAGAGGUCACCGUCGUCACAAGGACAAAAACUUGCCACCACCUCCGCCGCCACCAACAGCACCUCCAAAAAACUCUAUUUUCCAAGGACGAGAAGUGACAGUUCAGAAAGUAGUGUGUUGUUCUAAACCUGGACCAACACAAUCAGUUUGUAAUGCAUCACAAAACAUGAAUUCUUGUAACUCCAGUAAUAUUAACACCGGACUACAUAAUAUGCCUACAAGCAAUUCACAACGAUUAGUAUCACUACCAUUACACCAAGGGUCUUGUGGAACUAGUAUGACUGUGCCUGGACCAUACCAUGGGCCUGCACCAUCAGCUAUACCUCUAAUGACAUCUGGUGCAUCUUUAUCUCAAAAUGGUCCAGCCUCACAAAUUUCCCAAGGCAUACUACCAACAGCAGCCAUCACUUCAACUCCUGUUCCAGUUCCAUUAACUUCAAUAAUUCCUCCUCCUACAGUACCUAUGGCAUGUCCUGUUAAACCCCCCAAAGGAGCAUCUAUUCCCAAAGGUAUGCAGUCAAAACUGUCUCCCAUUCCUAGCGUACAGACUUUGGGAGGUACGUCGACUUCUGCUCAUCACUCUUCUUCAGUACAGCUUGGACCUCAUAUUUCAUCAUCACUUGCAUCUCAACAAAAUUCUGCAUAUCCUUCACGAGCAUACUCUAGGGGAGGGUAUAGUGCUCCAGCUGCAGGAAUGAUACCUCCAGCUAUUUCACUGUAUUCCUCUAGUCGUGUGGCUCCACCUCAACCUCACAACAUGAAUGUUAACCCUCAAGGUCCAGGUCCUGUAGGACAUCCACCUAAUAUUAGACCACAGGGACCACCAGCUCAAGGCCUACCAAGGCUGGUGCCACCUAGCUUAGGUUUUAAUGGUGGGAAUUACUCUGGACAUGAUUGUUCUGCCCCGGGAUCCAGAGGGUCGUGAUGGCAGGCAUGUUACCCUUCUGGCUCCCAACCUGCUUGUAGCAGGAGGGUCUUACUUUUAUCCUGACAUGUAUAAUAUCUUCAAUCCUAUUAUAAUAGGCCCUGCUAUCUGUGUAGAAAUUCUUCUCGAGUCCUUGUGCAGAUUAAAUAUUUGUUGGUUGGGCCAAAUUGAGUGUUCUGUCAUUUGCAUAAUACUUUACUGGGCAGUUUUACUAUUACUGCUGCACUCCUGCAACAUGUCACAAAGCAUUCCUGGUGUGGCCUGACCACAGCUAAGUCUGUAAAUUGUUGGAAAGCUUUAUAUGUCUUAGAAUAUUUUAUUGCAUACUAUCCAAUACCCUUCAUUCCUUAAUUUUCGAUAUGUAUGUAUAUAUGUAUAUA